Fulvia fulva is the source of this 486-nucleotide messenger RNA. Its product is annotated as Mediator of RNA polymerase II transcription subunit 21. Gene Ontology annotation, cellular component: mediator complex. Gene Ontology annotation, molecular function: transcription coregulator activity. Lineage: Eukaryota; Fungi; Ascomycota; Dothideomycetes; Mycosphaerellales; Mycosphaerellaceae. The record is from RefSeq and is a predicted model, not a curated record. Bases 1 to 486 code for a protein of 161 amino acids. The transcript is spliced from 2 exons. Gene Ontology annotation, biological process: regulation of transcription by RNA polymerase II.
AUGUCUGGCCCAGCAGAUAGCCUCACGCAGCUCCAAGACUGCAUGGACACGAUGCUGACCAUGAUGUACGCCAACUUGAAGUACAUUCAGGACAAAGCGCCGUACAGCGAGAUCGAGCGUCAGCCUAGCCAGGCACCACAGAGCGCGAUCACCAACGGCGAGACUGCUACCAAUGGCGAUGGUGCGGCGGCGGCACAGAACGGCAACAAUGAGGCAGGCACGCCAGUUCCCGAGGCGCCAGACAAAUUCAAGCACGAGCUGGAAGACCGAGCCAAGGAUCUAGUCCUGCAGCAGAAGGCCAUGGAGUACAUAAUUGAGAGGCUGCCUGGAUUGGGAAACAGCGAGGCUGAGCAAGAGAAACGGAUGCGGGAGCUGGAGUCAGAGCUACGUCAAGUUGAAGAAGAGCGCGCGCGGAAAGAGGUUGAGAAAGAGGCUAUGGUGGACCUUUUGGGAGAAGCCAUCGGUAACGUAAAGAGAAUACCGUGA